Messenger RNA from Zingiber officinale, 1124 nucleotides. Its product is annotated as aquaporin NIP1-1-like. The record is from RefSeq and is a predicted model, not a curated record. Bases 94 to 957 code for a protein of 287 amino acids. The transcript has 5 exons. Gene Ontology annotation, biological process: transmembrane transport. Lineage: Eukaryota; Viridiplantae; Streptophyta; Magnoliopsida; Zingiberales; Zingiberaceae. Gene Ontology annotation, molecular function: channel activity. Gene Ontology annotation, cellular component: membrane.
UGCAACUUGGAGCAGUUCUUACAACUCUCUCUCUCUCUCUCUCACUUCUUCACCUGAAGCUUUUGGCGAGAGGAAGAAGAGACAAGAAAAAAAAUGGCCAGGGAAGGGGAGAAUGGUGCAAGGCAAGAGAGGUACAUGGAAGAGGGAGGUGGCGUUAAUGGGAGAGAUGAGAGUGCUAUUCCUGAGCACGGAUAUGGCAGCUCCCCUGACACUGACAGAGGCUGUGGCCUCUCCUUGUCUGUUCCCUUCUUGCAGAAGGUGAUUGCUGAAAUUUUCGCAACCUACUUCCUCAUAUUCGCGGGCUGUGCUUCGGUCACCGUUAACCUGAGCAAGGGAAUGAUCACCUUCCCUGGCAUAUGUGUCGUGUGGGGACUUGCCGUCAUGGUCAUGGUCUACUCUGUCGGUCACAUCUCCGGUGCCCACCUGAAUCCUGCCGUCACCAUUGCCUUUGCUACAUGCAGGAGGUUCCCAUGGAAACAGGUGCCGGCUUUUGUAGUAGCUCAGCUUCUGGGGGCAACCCUUGCGAGUGGAACGCUGCGUCUGAUGUUUGGGGGGCGGCACGAACACUUCCCGGGGACAAUACCGACAGGCUCUGACAUGCAAUCUCUUGUGCUCGAGUUCAUCAUCUCAUUCUACCUGAUGUUUGUCAUCUCUGGAGUGGCAACCGACAACAGAGCUAUUGGAGAAUUGGCAGGUCUUGCAGUUGGUGCUACAAUAUUAUUAAAUGUUCUCAUUGCCGGUCCUAUAUCGGGUGCAUCGAUGAAUCCUGCGAGGACAAUUGGGCCAGCGAUCGUGGCAAACCGGUGGACAGGGAUCUGGGUCUACAUCGUUGGACCAGUUUGUGGAACUAUAGCCGGGGCAUGGGCUUAUAAUCUCAUCCGCUUCACCAACAAGCCACUUCGCGAGAUCACUAAGAGUGGGUCUUUCCUCAAGAGCUCGAGGAACAACUCCACUUGAUCCGACUUGCCAAGAGAAACAUAAAUAGCUAUUCUAUCCGUGUGCUUCCUAGUGUCAAAUAGAUAUGAAGUAUGAAUAGAGUAAUUAGUGAAGUAUAUUGAUCCCCCUAAGUAACAAUUCUCCUUAGGUUUUUGAGAAUGAAUGUGAUUAAAAUUAUAAUGCUUACA